AUGUCAUCAACCGUUCAUAAAAAAACAUUAUCUAAACAUGAUUUCCAACAAUUGGUAAUGAUCAAUGAUCCAUCAAUUUCACUAAUAAAACCUUCCAAUGCACGAUCUGAAUUGUGGUCAAAAUUUACUCAAUUGCAUCAUUUGAAUAUUGCACAAAAUUAUAUUGUUUGUAAUCUAUGUCGUGUUGUAUUAAAGUGGACCAGUGAGACAGGUACAAAAGUGAUGAAGAAUCAUAAUUGUGAAAAUAAAUCAUCAUCAAAAACAUCAACAACACCUUCACGUCAACGUACCAUAUCGUCUUAUAUGCCACCAGCUCCGGAUAAUUAUUCAUCAAUUAAAGAUCGGAUUGUUGAAGCAUGUGUUGAGUUUUGUGCACUCGAUGGUAGACCAUUUGAUACAGUAACCGGUGAAGGUUUUAUUAACUUGGCAAAGCAGCUGAUGAAUGCCGGUGCUCUUAUCGGAACAGGAUUCUCUGUGAAUGAUUUAUUACCACAUUCAACAACUGUUUCACGUAAUGUUGAUCGUGUUUAUACUAGACUUAAAGAUCAAUUAAUUCUUUUAUGUCAGAACGUGGAGCAGUUCGCAAUUACAUGUGACUUUUGGUCUGAACCUCACACUGGUUUACAUUACUGCGGUAUUAGUUUACAUUUCACUGAUGAUAAUUAUUAUUUACGAAUAUUCAUAUUAGCUUGCAAGUUAUAUGAUCUUCCAAAUCAAAAAGCACAUAAUAUUCGUGAUUUCGUAAAUACAAUAGUGGAAGAAUUCGGUCUUAAACUUAAUGAAGAUAUGUUCGUUGUAUCCGACAAUGAACCGAAAAUGGCUUGUGCAUUCAAGGAUGAUACAACAAGAGUUGGAUGCAGCGCCCAUUACAUCAACAAGAUUCUUGAGCAUCCAUUUGAAUUAGAUGAACCACUUUGUGCUGGUGUUCAAAAAUUAUUUUUGAUAGUACGAGAUAUUAUUAGUUAUAUUAGUCAAAGUCAUAAACAAUCGUCAUUAUCUGUAUGCAUUCAGAAUUAUUGUAAAACACGUUUUAGCACGGUUUAUAUAAUGCUAAACACAUUUCUUAUGGUUUAUAAUGAAUUACCAUCUGUUUUAAAUAACAAUCAACGACAAAAUUAUUUAAAAAUCAAUUUCAUCGAAUUAGAACAAUUAACAAAAUAUUUGAAACAUUUUCAUGAUGUUUUGGAAAAACUCUGCUGUGAACAAACGCCAACCUUACAUUUAGUGAUUCCAUACAAGCAGUUGUUAAUUAAUAGAUCAACAAAAAAUGGUGAUGAUCAUCAAAAUUUAAUUCAAUUAAAACGUUAUCUGUCUCAACAUUUGAAAGAUUAUUAG
Rotaria sordida is the source of this 1335-nucleotide messenger RNA. The record is from the annotation of a GenBank genome assembly. Lineage: Eukaryota; Metazoa; Rotifera; Eurotatoria; Philodinida; Philodinidae.